This is a messenger RNA of Talaromyces marneffei, 1209 nucleotides long. RefSeq lists its product as uncharacterized. Lineage: Eukaryota; Fungi; Ascomycota; Eurotiomycetes; Eurotiales; Trichocomaceae. Gene Ontology annotation, cellular component: anaphase-promoting complex. Gene Ontology annotation, biological process: anaphase-promoting complex-dependent catabolic process; protein K11-linked ubiquitination. The transcript is spliced from 2 exons. The record is from RefSeq and is a predicted model, not a curated record. Bases 1 to 1209 code for a protein of 402 amino acids.
AUGCCACGACAACCGCCUCGGCGCGCCCCUCCUGCUCCCGCAACACCUUCAUUCGUUCAAUCCCCGCCAGUCGUAGCUCCUCCGCCCGCAGUGACAACGCCUGUUUUCGCGACACCCCAAGGCUUCCAGCAGGAUGUCGAAACAUUACCCAAUGCUGUUCCUGCAUGGCAGAUACCACCACCGCAACCGCAGCGGAGAUUCAAUCAGCCCGUACCUACCAUGUCCGAGCCACUGGAGGACAGUGAUAUUGAGAAUGAUCCCGUCGACUACAGGGUGAGGGCGAUUGAUUUCGAUGCGCUGGAUGAUGAUGUUGAUGGUGGCGAAGAUGACGAUGAAGAUCUGGAUGAAGAGUUGGAUGAUGAGGAUGUGGAAGGGGAGGAGGAUGAGAAUGAAGAGAUGCGCGCACGACGAAAAUCACCAUCCCCCUUGCCCCCCGAUCUCCGCGAAAUAUCCUCCCUAGCAUCAUGGACCGUCUCAACACACAAACCCGGCUGCGGCGUUGCAGCACUACGCAACCCCUCGCCGCAGCAAUUCUGGCAAUCAGACGGCCCUCAACCACAUACACUUACUUUGCACUUCUUCAAAGUCGUGGCCAUAGUCAAGAUCCGUGUAUACCUUGACUUUGACCUCGACGAAAGCUAUACACCUACCAAGAUGAUGUUUUAUGCAGGCAUGGGAGGGAAUGAUCUCGUUCAUUUUGCGACUUGGGAGGAUGAUACGCCUGCUGGAUGGGUUAAUAUACCUCUGAUAGGGGUUGGGGGUCGGAAUAAGAGGAGGAAAAGUCAUGCUGUGGGCGGCAAUCGACGGCGGACACGGAACAGUAAACCAGCAAAGGGUGUUUCCAUAGACGAUGGGGGGGAUCUAUAUAACGAUUCACUCGACGAGGAUGAUGAUGAGGAUGACCCAGAUGACCCUUAUGCAGGCAACGUUCUCAAAGCAAUGGUCGUCCAAGUACGUAUUUGCGAAAACCAUCAAAACGGCAAGGAUACACAUGUCCGCGGGUUUCAGGUGUUUGCGCACGACGAUGAUCGGCGCCGUAUAGCGGCCGCAACGGCGGCGGCUGCGAAUGCAGGUCAACCGGGGCACAAUCGGCGCAAGUCUGUGCAGAAUGAUUCUCAGGAUGGGUUUGGUGCUGCUGAUGAGGGGCCCGCUGAUAAACGUCGUGGUCUGGAUGAGCCGGACUGGAUGGGUGAGCCUGUUAUUCGAUAG